This is a messenger RNA of Lucilia sericata (common green bottle fly), 2164 nucleotides long. RefSeq names its product protein zntC-like. Gene Ontology annotation, biological process: zinc ion transmembrane transport. Gene Ontology annotation, molecular function: zinc ion transmembrane transporter activity. The record is from RefSeq and is a predicted model, not a curated record. The transcript is spliced from 3 exons. Gene Ontology annotation, cellular component: plasma membrane. The coding region runs from base 501 to 1841 and encodes 446 amino acids. NCBI's taxonomy places the organism in Eukaryota, Metazoa, Arthropoda, Insecta, Diptera, Calliphoridae.
AGAUAAUAUGGCAUAGAUCCUUGGAUCGAUCCGUUUGAGUUUCCUUGACACUUAUCACCAAAAGAUUGACUAGUAUUUGAAAGCUGAGCAUGAAUUCAUUAACUUUUCCCAACGAUUACAUACCUUAACAUACUGUUUACAGUAUGUACACAUGUUUCGAUGAAAUCAGUGGAAAAAAUCCUAAACACUUUCUGUAGCAUUGUAUGUCAAUGUGUUGCUAUGAACCUGACAUCAAAAUUCCCCCAUAAGUCUAGAGAUAUUUAGAUAUAUUUAAAACAAAAAGAUACAAAAAAAAAAGCUUAAGGUUUCUAUAAAUGCUUAAGUUAAAAUUAACUUUAAUACAAAACAAAAACAUAAACAUAAACUUCGAAUCUCAAUUAAAAUUCGAACGAAAAGAGUAGAAACUUAAAAGAAGAUAAAAAAAAGUGAAGUUAAAGAAAACAAAAAUAAAACGUUGAUUUGCAUAAAAAUUUAAGUUAUAUACGAGAUUGUGCAAGAAAAUGUCAGACGAUCACGAUAGCCAUGAUGUCUUGGUGGCAAAAUGUGCAGCCAUGGCUGCUUUGUUUUGUGCCACCGCUCUCUUCGGUGGCAUACCCUUCGUGCUAAAUCACUAUUUCAAAUGGACGGAUAACAAUGCAAAUGCCCGCUCAGCCAAAGUGGUAACAUAUUUGUUGCACUUUGGUGGUGGUGUACUACUGGCCACCACCUUUAUUCACUUACUACCCGAGGUUCAAGAGGUAGUGGAACAUUUACAACACUGUGGUCAAAUAGCCGAGGUGAAUUUUGCUGUACCGGAGACUUUAAUGUGUGCAGGUUUUAUAUUGAUGUACCUGAUAGAGGAGUGUAUACAUGGUUAUUUGCAUAGAAAUAAGAAAAAGUUGUUGCAGAAAGAUGAUGCAGCCUUUGAGCGGGGUCACAGUGUAAGACGUAGUGUUUUGGUUAAAGGUGGUUUGAAGAAUAAAUCCGAUGAUGAUGAUGAUGAAGAGCACAUAGAGGAAGAGUCCGAUAAAUAUGCUUCUAAGAAUACAGUCAAUACCUUAGUCUCUCAAAAUGGUGAAGUCUAUCAGAAUGGUUUUAACAGCAAACGUAACCUUAAUUUAGAAAUACAAAUCUGUCCUCCCGCCGAACCACCCAAAUGCAAUACACAAAAAUAUACCUUGGAUCAUUCGUUAGAACAUUCGCAUCAACCCUCUCUCGAUCACACACACAACUAUUCGCACGAUCAUGCUCACGAUCAUGGCGGUCAUGGUCAUUCACACUUACCCCUCAAUCCCAGUGAGGGUGAUGAUGUUGUCACCUCUUCGUUGCGUGGUUUGGGCAUUGUCUUAGCCUUAUCUCUCCAUGAAGUUUUUGAGGGAUUAGCCAUUGGCCUGGAAGAUGCCACCAGCUCGGUAUGGUUUUUAUUUGGUGCCGUGGCUGCUCAUAAAUUGGUUUUAGCCUUUUGUGUGGGUGUUGAAUUGAUCGUGGCACGUACCCGUCCUAUUUUAGCCGCUGUCUAUACCAUCACCUUUGCCAUUGUCAGUCCUAUUGGUAUUGCUAUCGGUAUUGCUGUCAGCCACAAUUCAGCCGAUUCGGAAGAUAGUAUAGCAUCAAUGAUUCUACAGGGUAUUGCCUGUGGUACUCUAUUGUAUGUGGUCUUCUUUGAGAUUUUGUCGAAGCAACAUGCUGGCUUUGGUUCGUUUUUAGCGAUGGUUGUUGGAUUUGGUCUUAUGUUUGGACUGCAGAAUAUAGGUGAAGGCCAUGAUGAUCAUGAUCACGAUCACUGUGCCAAUGCUGUGGAAGAUAUAGUUACUACAACCACAAAAACUGUCCACGACUUGGUGACAAAAAGUUAUCUAUAGUAUUUAUAUUUGAGAUAACUGUGAUAUUUUUAGUUUUAAGUUUCAAUUACUUAUUUAAAUUAAACUAAAUAUUUAAAAAAGUAAAUUACUUUUAUAUUUAAGUAUUUAAAAAAAAACAACAACAAACAAAUCAUAAGUACAUAACCUUAAAUCAUUUAAUUUCAUAUGUAAAAGAAUAUUUGAAACAAUUUUGAAAAUAAUGUUUAUCGUGGACAAAACUGAGUGAAAAAGAUUUUGUCAAUUGUCUUAUAUUUAAGUGCCAUUUCUUUGUUACAAUUAUAAAAUGUGUAUUCAAUAAAAGAACAUUUAUUUUUUAUAUUAAA